CGCACCCUCGGUGCGCUCUAAUUAGCGUGCGCACUCUUGCGUCAAGGUGGAGGCUCCGCUCCUCGCUGCUGCGCUGCUCGGAAGAAACUUGAGCUGUUUAAACUUUGACGAACAUCGUUAGAUGUCUGACACAUAACCAGACAUAUUUAGAGUGCAUGCUGCCCGAGAACUCUCCCAAUGUUUGACGAAGGUGACGGAACCGACAGCGGCGAGCGAGCCCCUCCGCCCGAGUCUCCCCCGCCGCCUCUGCCCGUCUGUCUUCCCCGAGGAUCUCCUCCUUCACCGCGGCCCCUGGACCUCUUUUCCGCCGCCUCUCCGCUGCUGGGUGACACAGACCCGCCUUACCCCGCCACUCCAGAGUGUCUCCACCCGUCUCCAGAGAGCAGGGAGACCGGGGACUUCCCGCACUCUACGCCCGCAAAGUUAUGCCCGAGCAUCGGGGAGGGCGGCUCUCCGUUCCUAUCGCGGCAGGAUGUGAGCAUGGACGCGGUGUUCGACCGCUGCGAUGACCUGUUCCCCAAGUGGAGAGGACGAGGCGCGGCAACCUCCGACCGCCUUCAGCACCGCGGACAGAGAAUCCCGCGGGCUCCGCAGGGCUUGGACCUCGGGAAUCACUCCGUCGAGCCCGCCGACACCGAGUUCGACUCUGAAACCAGGCAAACGAUGGAAGCCAUGCAUCGCCGGCACACCACACUGAGAGAGAAGGGGCGUCGGCAGGCAGUGCGGGGCCCAGCCUACAUGUUCAAUGAACGUGGCUCAGCCCUCACUGCAGAGGAGGAGCGCUUUCUGGACGCUGCCGAAUACGGAAACAUUCCUGUGGUGCGCAAAAUGCUGGAAGAGUCCAAAACCCUUAACUUCAAUUGUGUGGACUACAUGGGCCAGAAUGCCUUGCAGCUGGCAGUGGGCAAUGAGCACCUUGAAGUGACCGAGCUGCUUCUAAAAAAGGAUGGCUUGGCAAGGAUCGGCGAUGGGUUGCUCUUGGCUAUCUCCAAGGGUUAUGUCCGAAUUGUUGAGGCCAUUCUCGCCCACUCGGCUUUUGGCGGAGGUCUCCGACUGGCUUUGAGCCCUCUGGAGCAGGAGAUGCGUGACGAUGACUUUUACGCAUACGACGAAGACGGAACCCGUUUUUCACACGAUGUCACGCCGAUCAUCCUGGCCGCUCACUGUCUAGAGUAUGAGAUUGUCCACAUCCUUCUGACGAAGGGGGCCCGCAUUGAAAGGCCACAUGACUACUUCUGUAAUUGUCUAGAAUGCAUGGAGAAACAGAAGCAAGACGCAUUCAGUCACUCUCGCUCCAGGAUGAAUGCAUACAAAGCGCUGGCCAGUGCUUCUUACCUGUCACUCAGCAGCGAAGACCCUGUGCUGACCGCCCUGGAGCUCAGCAAUGAACUGGCAAGAUUGGCCAACAUCGAGACAGAAUUCAAGAAUGAGUACCGUAAGCUGUCCAUGCAGUGCAAGGACUUUGUGGUGGGUGUGUUGGACCUUUGUCGGAACACAGAGGAAGUGGAGGCCAUCCUGAACGGCGACGUGGACCAGUGCCCUCCGAGUGCGUACAACCGACCCUGCCUCAGCCGCGUCAUACUCGCCAUCAAGUACGAGGUCAAGAAGUUCGUCGCCCAUCCCAACUGUCAGCAGCAGCUGCUGACGAUCUGGUACGAGAACCUGCCCGGCCUGAGGCAGCAGUCCGUUGGGGUGAAGUGCUGGACGGUGCUGGGGGUGGCCGCAGGUCUGCCCUUCCUGGCUGUUGCCUACUGGAUAAUGCCAUGUAGCAAGCUUGGUCAGAUCCUGCGAAGUCCCUUCAUGAAGUUUGUGGCUCACGCCGUCUCCUUCACCAUCUUUUUGGGUCUUCUUAUUGUCAACGCCUCCGACCGCUUUGAGGGCGUGAAGAACCUGCCCAACGAGACCAUCACAGACCACCCACGACAGGUGUUCAGGGUAAAGACCACCCAGUUCUCCUGGACAGAGAUGCUGAUCAUGAAGUGGGUGUUGGGGAUGAUUUGGUCAGAAUGUAAGGAGAUCUGGACCGACGGGCCCAGAGAGUACAUCAUGCACCUGUGGAAUGUGCUGGACUUUGGCAUGUUGUCUAUCUUUGUGGCUUCCUUCACGGCGCGCUUCAUGGCGUUCCUCAAGGCGUCCAAAGCCCAGCAGUAUGUGGACCUGCACGUACCAGACGAAGACCUUAGCAACGCCUCGCUGCCUGACGAAGUCGCCUACUUCACUUUUGCCAGGAACAAGUGGCGCCCCUCAGACCCCCAGAUCAUCUCAGAAGGCCUGUACGCCAUCGCCGUGGUGCUGAGCUUCUCCCGCAUCGCCUACAUCCUGCCGGCAAACGAGAGCUUCGGCCCAUUGCAGAUUUCACUGGGGCGCACAGUCAAAGAUAUCUUCAAGUUCAUGGUCAUCUUCAUCAUGGUGUUUGUGGCCUUCAUGAUUGGCAUGUUCAACCUGUACUCGUACUACCUGGGAGCCAAGUACAAUCCUGCAUUCACCACGGUGGAGGAGAGUUUUAAGACCCUUUUCUGGUCGAUCUUUGGGCUGUCUGAAGUGAUCUCCGUGGUGCUGAAGUACGACCAUAAAUUCAUAGAGAACAUCGGCUACGUGCUGUACGGAGUCUAUAAUGUCACGAUGGUGGUCGUCCUCCUCAACAUGCUCAUUGCCAUGAUCAACAGCUCGUACCAGGAGAUAGAGGAGGACGCCGACGUAGAGUGGAAGUUUGCCCGAGCCAAGCUGUGGCUCUCCUACUUUGACGAGGGCCGCACGCUGCCCGCCCCCUUCAACAUGGUUCCCAGCCCAAAGUCCUUCUACUACCUGGUGCUCCGCAUCAAGUCCUGUCUGAUACGCCUGUGCAAGGCCAACAGCCGUCACCAUAACAACGAGCUGGAGCUGGGCAUGCUCAACUCACAGACCAAGGAUGAACGCCUCAGGACUUUUCCACGCCCGGGAGAAGAGUUCAUCCCCAGAAAACCGAGAGAACACCCGACCAGAUACCAGAAUAUCAUGAAACGCCUGACUAAGAGGUACGUGCUGAAGGCCCAAGUGGACAGAGAGAGCGACGAAGUCAAUGAAGGUGAGCUGAAGGAGAUCAAACAAGACAUUUCCAGCCUCCGUUAUGAGCUCCUGGAGGAGAAGUCCGAUGCCGCCGGAGAGCUGGGUCUACUCAUCCAACAACUUGGCGACAAGUUUGGCAAGACCACCGCGAGACACUGACAGGACUCGCAAGAAGGAGCGAGAGGGGAGGGAGGAGGGGGGAGGAAGAUAUGAAAGAGGGUGAACACGGGAGGAGGCGGAGGCAGAGAGCAGUGCGAGGGGGGGAAAGGGAGGCAGGAUGUUUAUAAGAUAUACAGACAAGAAAGUGGAGGGAAAGCGGGAGAGAAAUAAACUUUUUGAGAAGCGGGUUUCGUAUUACGCAAUGGUCCAACUAAGGAGGAACGUGCCAAGAACAUAUCCGCGACAGCACGAGAGCAUGAGGUUGACGGUUCAGAGGUGAAACAAACUCAGUCGAAGGGGUUUAUGUUGGCGUUCCAGUUCUAAUAAAAUGGCGACGUCUUCAGGGGGUCGAAAGAUUUGCUUCUAUGUCUUCACUUUGUUGGGACGCCUGUCGAGAUACUGUGCUCUCCUCGGCGCACUAGGCUAUCUAAUUAAUGCAUUUCCAUCCAUGAUGCACAACUUGAUCAGGGGUCAGAUGAUUCAGGAAAAGGAAACCGUGUAGGACUUAUCCACUCAUUUGAAAGUCAUUAAAGCUCUCUCCUAAAAGUCAGCCAGUGACCUUUGUAUAUGCACACAGCACACGGUGUGCAGUAAGGCCUUUAGUACCUCGUCAACUGUCUCAAUUAUUUUAUGUUAGUAGAAAUCGACUUCGUAGAGCUCCUAAAAAGGGCAAAAGUGUCGAUGUCAUUACAGUAAGUAGUUUACCUCAGUCAGAAUUAUCUAAAUAAAAAGUACUAAAUAAGGAUUGGAUCAUUAAUGAGUAGCAAAUACAUGAUGGAAAGACAGGAUACGUGUCCCACUUUGUUUAAAGUCCAGGUCUCAUGUACAUUGGACCUUUAAGACAAAAAAAUGAUUGGACAGGUUUAGAUAAUCGUUCGUGGGUGUUCUCCUUUUCGUUGUGCCUUUGCGGUUCAAAGUGUUUUCUAAAAUGGUAGCAAAGACGUGACAUGACCUCGGGAAGUUAUGAUUACAGCUUAAAAACGCAGGAGGUCAGUGAUGAUUAUUAGCCCAUAAAGGAAGACAAACUCUCUGAGUUCGCUUUAGGGCAACCACACAUAUGUGACAUGAGAAAACGUGAGAGAUACACAGAUAUGGAACAGUCGUGCAAUCAAUGGGUUAUAAAACGCCUGAAUUCUACUGCAGACGCCAUGUGAGCCAGAGCUUCAUUGAGAAAAGUUUCUUUAACUAAUAGAGAAAAUGUGAUCCAGUGAUAAUGGAGUUUAACAAACUGCUAAUUCGGCCCACCAAAGUUUUAAGUGUGUUUUUAUUGUAAAAUGUAGAAUCAUAUCUAAAUACAAAUACAAUGCUAAUACAAUAGAUUAUUUUGAUCGUCCAUAUUAACUGUCCGUCAUGUAACUGCAGCCAAUUUGGGAUUUUGACAACGAAAAAUGGCAACUUUCCCAUUAUUUCUGGUGCGUGCGUUCGGUCUCUAAACCGGUACAGCAUCAAGAUCGAGCAACUUGAAGGAGAUUUCUCAGACUAUUAUAUUUCUAGUGUGCAUGCUUCAGUAGUUUCUCUAACGCUGUUUCUUAUUCAAUGGCCUGACAUGUUUUCCCCACUGGGAAACGGCAGCAUCCACAAUGCAGGUCUCCAAAUAUAUUGUGCUCAUUUAUACAGUUCAUAAAUGAGACGGUUUGGGUAUUUUACAUGCCAUCGACAGCUUGGAUCGAUGAUUUGGCUCAUAAUGUUGUUGGCAUAAGGAAAGAUGCGCUCUUGUUAACAUAUUUAAAAGACUCGCACUGCAACUGGUGUCAGACCUUUUUCAUCCUAAAAUCAUUAACUAGUACAGAGCUACUAUGAAAUAAGUUACUGCCAUAACAAAUGUAUCUAAAUAUUUAAACACUUUGUUGUUAUUAAAGCGUCUGAAGGUAAAAGUUAACUAGUAGGUGGAGUAAGCCCCUUGAACAUUUUUUAGCAUUGAAAUAGAGUUGAAUUAAAUUUUCUAUCAUUAGACCUGAAAUACAAUUGAAAAGGUUAACUUAUGAGAAACAUAUAGUGGGCGUGUUUUGAUUUAGGUACACAAAUUAUUUCAGAAUAAUUUCAGUAUAGUAGAGUGGGACAUGUUUAUUUUUACUGUGACAGAGAGUAAAAGAGCAGCCAAUUAUUUUCUGUGUGCAGACCCAGACUAUGAAUGAGCAGACUCCCAGAGAAGGUUUAUUGAUUCCCCCUCCUUUAAACACAAAGUUUACUGAAAUACUGUAUUUUUCACGUGUUUAGAAGAAAUAUUGAUUAAUGCAAAAUCUUCUACUGUGUAUUGUUCUAUUUUUGAUCCUUGAAUUAAAGACAUUACGCUCUGAACAGGC
This is a messenger RNA of Gasterosteus aculeatus aculeatus (three-spined stickleback), 5507 nucleotides long. RefSeq names its product transient receptor potential cation channel, subfamily C, member 7b (gene trpc7b). Gene Ontology annotation, cellular component: cation channel complex; plasma membrane. NCBI's taxonomy places the organism in Eukaryota, Metazoa, Chordata, Actinopteri, Perciformes, Gasterosteidae. Gene Ontology annotation, molecular function: inositol 1,4,5 trisphosphate binding; store-operated calcium channel activity; protein binding. Gene Ontology annotation, biological process: single fertilization; regulation of cytosolic calcium ion concentration; calcium ion transmembrane transport. The record is from RefSeq and is a predicted model, not a curated record.